GUCAUGCUUACAUUUGCCUUCCCUGUUCACUCUUCGGCAGGCAGUUGAGCACAUGGUUUUGAAUGUUAGCCCACUGGGAUAAAGGACCCCUGCUUCUCACAGCUCGCGCCUGCGUGGUCUUAUUACCAUCAGGUGAAUAUCAGAGAGAGAGAGAGAGAGCCAAGGAGCACACAGAAGCGAGAAAAACAGAGCUCAAACUCACAUGCUAAAGGCUGUUGAAACUGCUGUCAGAAUGUACUGAAACCUCAGGAUAAUCAGAUAACCUUGAAAAACCAGUUGCCUUUUGGACGUGUGGACAUCAGUGCCUUCAUCAUGUCACUGUUCACACAUGUUUUGGCCUGCCUUUUUGGCAUUGGAUCAUGGGUGGCCAUUAACGGGAUGUGGGUGGAGCUGCCUCUGAUUGUCAAUGACAUUCCUGAGGGUUGGUACCUGCCCUCUUAUCUCACAAUAAUUAUCCAGAUGGCCAACAUUGGCCCUCUCUUCAUCACGCUCAUGCACCGCUUCAGACCGGGUGUGCUGGACGAGCGGCCCGUUAUCUACACGAUUGUGACAGUCGGCGUGGUGGCCACCUUACUCCUGGCUUUCCUCUGGAACCUCAAAGUUACUUUUGCAGAUGGUGAACAUAGUGCUGCCUUACUGUCCCUCAGCUUCCUGCUGUCUGUUGUGGACUGCACCUCGUCCGUCACCUUUUUACCCUUCAUGAUGCGUCUACAGCCUCAGUACCUCACCACCUACUUCAUUGGAGAAGGUCUAAGCGGCCUGGUCCCAGCACUAGUGGCUCUUAUCCAAGGUGUAGGGGUGGUCCACUGUAAAAAUGCAAGUGCUAAUGUGAAUGUUAGCAUGGGGAACUUAUCCUUCGAUGGAGAACUAGAGGCACACUACCAGCCAGCCAACUUCUCCGCUCAGGGUUUCUUCCUUUUCCUCAGUGCGAUGAUGAUGGUGUGCUUGGGAGCUUUCCUGUUACUCAAUCUCCACCCAGCUGUGGCACGGGAACGCAAGAGCAAAGGUUAUAUUGAUGAUUCUAAGCGGGUAGAGAAGAUUGAUAUAAGUCAAUCCCCAAACAGUGAAACUCCAGAACAGAGACCCAUGCUGGAUUUCCCAGAAGGCUCAGUGAUAAAACGACGCAGCUCAUUUGGAAAAGGAACCUACAGCAGAAUAGAGCUGGUCUUCAUUUUUGUAGUUCUGGCCUGGGUCAAUGCAUUGACCAAUGCAGUCCUGCCCUCAGUCCAGUCUUACUCGUGUUUGCCGUAUGGAAAUCAAGCCUAUCAUCUUGCAGCCACUUUGUCCUCAGUUGCAAAUCCAGUGGCAUGCUUCAUUGCCAUGUUUGUACCAAUCAGGUCUCUGGUGCUGAUGGCGGUUCUGACAGUGACGGGCACUGGGUUUGGAGCGUAUAUAAUGGCCAUGGCAGCACUAAGCCCUUGCCCUCUGCUGAUCAAUCAUGACCUCGGAGCAGCUCUCAUUGUCAUAACCUGGGUCAUAUUCGUCCUCACUCUGUCCUAUGUGAAGGUGAUUAUUGGAGUGAUCCUGCGAGAUGAAGGCCACAGCGCCCUCGUGUGGUGUGGAGCUGUGGUGCAGCUGGGCUCUAUGUUGGGUGCCCUGUCAAUGUUCCCUUUGGUUAGCGUUUAUGGACUUUUCCAGUCAGGAGAACCCUGUAAAACGAAGUGUCCUAAAUAAAACCAAUCGUUAUUCUGAUAGAUUCAGAGUAAAGUGAAUUAAAGCCACACAAGGUUGAAUAAUACACAGAUAUCUGACCACACAUUUUUCCAUUAUACCUUUUUUUUUUUUUUUUUGCAUUAACUACUUGUACUGUUCCAACAACUAUUUUUCCUUUUGGUUGUCAUUUAGUUCAAAGUACUGUUACAUCACAACAAAACAAGCUUCAUAAUCUGCUGUAAUAUCUGGCACUCCCUUACAGUUACAGUGUAACUUGUCAAUUAUAGCAUUUUUGUUAUAUUUAAAUGUUAUACUUGAUAUGUUGUAUUUUUAAUAUCUUAUUGAAGUCCGAGGUCAUGUUUUUUUUUUUAAAGAAUUGGACAAUAUUUAUGAUUUUAAGACAUGAUGCCUAAGAGAUAUAAAGCCUUGACAAUCCUAUUUCUUUCUUUUUUUAUUUGUAUUUUUUAUUUACAAGACUGUAUGAAGUUUAGAAAAAAAUAAAUAUUUGUUCUUUAA
Messenger RNA from Megalobrama amblycephala (Wuchang bream), 2169 nucleotides. RefSeq names its product solute carrier family 52, riboflavin transporter, member 3-B (gene slc52a3-2b). The transcript has 4 exons. Gene Ontology annotation, molecular function: riboflavin transmembrane transporter activity. The record is from RefSeq and is a predicted model, not a curated record. Gene Ontology annotation, cellular component: plasma membrane. Lineage: Eukaryota; Metazoa; Chordata; Actinopteri; Cypriniformes; Xenocyprididae. Gene Ontology annotation, biological process: riboflavin transport. Bases 313 to 1674 code for a protein of 453 amino acids.